This is a messenger RNA of Tyto alba (common barn owl), 1042 nucleotides long. RefSeq names its product centromere protein X (gene CENPX). Lineage: Eukaryota; Metazoa; Chordata; Aves; Strigiformes; Tytonidae. The transcript has 5 exons. The record is from RefSeq and is a predicted model, not a curated record. Bases 26 to 349 code for a protein of 107 amino acids. Gene Ontology annotation, cellular component: FANCM-MHF complex; Fanconi anaemia nuclear complex. Gene Ontology annotation, molecular function: protein heterodimerization activity. Gene Ontology annotation, biological process: kinetochore assembly; DNA repair; replication fork processing.
CGGGGCCGGUCGCGCGCGAGGCGCCAUGGCGGACCGGGGCGGCGGCGGCUUCAGGAAGGAGACCGCGGACCGGCUGCUCCGCCUCCACUUCCGCGACGGGAGGACGCGAGUUCAGGGCGACGCGCAGCUGCUGAUGGCGGAGAUGCUGAACGUCUUCGUCCGAGAACCAGCCCCUGAGCCCGGCUCGGCACACCCGGGACCAGCUCCGAGACCCCCCUCACUCCUUCCUUACGCCUGUACUGCAGAAGCAGCGGCACGAGCGGCACGGCAAGCUCAGGCCGAGGACCUGCAGAAAGUGGAUAUUGAGCACCUGGAGAAGGUGCUGCCACAGCUGCUUCUAGAUUUCUAGAGGCCUCAUGAAGCACAUGUGGCUGGCCAGCCGAAGAUCCUGACUGGGCAGUGAACAUCUGCUGCAUCCUCACAGUCUAGCUCUAGGAAGAACAGUCUCAACUUUUAUUUCUCUGUCGUUUUUCUUCUGCUUCCUCUCUCCUUUACCAAGCAUGACAAAGCCCUAGGCAACUGUGCUGUCAGAUGCUGUUUUUGAAAAGAGGCUGCCACAUGCUUUUUUUGGUCAGUUACGUGUGUAACUGGUUUCCAUCUUGCAACCUCACUCCUUUAACAGUAGCCUGUACUUCACAGCAUGGUAAGAUGCAGUUGCUUUCCCAGCUAAUGUGAGAAACAGGUGCUGCUUCACAGAGAUGCAUGGAAAGACUUAAUGGCUGGAAAUGUCCAAACUUCAGGCUCUCAUCACCUCAGCAGGCAGCUUUGGCAGAAACUUUAGGUCUAGAUCCAAGCCUGUCUAAUGAAUAGGUUGUUAACAGGAGCUCAGUCACAGGCUCUUGCCAAAAAGCAGGUAACUGAUCUUUAUUUUAUAAAUAAACAGUGUCUGUCCCUCACUACCUUCCAGUAUUUCUUCAGGGUUGUGACAUCAAAGAAUGCUUGGAACCUUUUAACCAUUUGAUAUUCUCCUCAGAAGCUGCUUCCCCUCUGCUAUAAAUUUGUUCUCACGAAGAAACAUCAAUAAAUUAAAACCGAGUCUCCC